AUGCUCACCCUACAUCUGAACACCUCACUGAACAUCUCACCGGUAGCCCUACCGCCAACCCAGGGUGACCUUAAUUAAGCCUGUGAGGAGCUCAUUGUACCAGGGAUUCCUCGGGCAGAGCAUGCAAUCAGUUUGCAGGGAGCAGCCGCAGCCACAGGAAAGAUGCAGAAGCACAACCAGAAGGAGCACCUCUACAAGCUGCUGGUGAUCGGGGACCUGGGAGUGGGCAAAACCAGCAUCAUCAAGCGUUAUGUCCACCAGAACUUCUCCCCCCACUACCGGGCCACCAUCGGGGUGGACUUUGCUUUGAAGGUGCUGAACUGGGAUGCUGAAACUGUGGUACGGCUGCAGCUCUGGGAUAUUGCGGGACAGGAAAGAUUUGGAAACAUGACCAGGGUGUAUUACAGAGAGGCUAUGGGGGCAUUUAUUGUCUUUGAUGUUACAAGACCUGCGACGUUUGAAGCAGUGACAAAAUGGAAAGAGGAUUUGGACUCUAAGUUGAUUCUUCCAAAUGGUAAACCUGUGCCAGCAGUCCUAUUAGCAAACAAAUGUGACCAGGGAAUAGAUGUUCUUAUGAACAACGGCAUCAAGAUGGAUCAGUUCUGCAAAGAGAACGGUUUUGUGGGCUGGUUUGAAACAUCAGCCAAGGAAAAUAUAAACAUCAAUGAAGCUUCCAGAUGCUUGGUGAAACACAUAAUUGCUAGUGAGAGUGAUCCAGUCCAGUCUGUUGAACCAGAUAUUAUAAAACCACACUUGAAUUCCUCCAAGAUUGUCAGUUGUUCAGCUUGCUUUAAAUCCUAA
Hirundo rustica (Barn swallow) is the source of this 801-nucleotide messenger RNA. RefSeq names its product RAB38, member RAS oncogene family (gene RAB38). Gene Ontology annotation, cellular component: late endosome; trans-Golgi network; Golgi apparatus. Gene Ontology annotation, biological process: endosome to lysosome transport; phagosome-lysosome fusion. The transcript has 4 exons. Lineage: Eukaryota; Metazoa; Chordata; Aves; Passeriformes; Hirundinidae. The record is from RefSeq and is a predicted model, not a curated record. Gene Ontology annotation, molecular function: GTPase activity; GTP binding.